UUAUGUUAAUUUUUCUAAUUAUUUUUGAUAAAAAGUUUCUAGUCAGUGUUGUGCCAUAUUUUUUAUAUUGUUUAGUCUGAUGCAACUAAAACUGAAUAUAAUAUAACUUUUUAAUAUUUCUGUACAAAAUAAAAUCUACAAAGAAUUGGUCAAAUAUUUUAGUGGUAUCCAUGGCACAGGUUGUGAUCCAAUAUAGUGUGCAGCUCUGAAUUUAACACGAUACAUCUUAGUAGAACUUUAAAGCUGAAAUGACAAAGUAUUUCUGGUAUUCUUCUAAUUUAUAUGAAAUAUUUUGACAAGAGUUCAAAUAUUUGACCAUUUUAAAAUCUAACGGAAUCGCAUAAAUUGGAAGACGAGAUAAAAGCUGCAUUUUCGUGACAUUUAAUUUUCUUAAAUUGAAAUAACGAGAACUAUUCUUAUUUUGAAGGCUCAAUAUCAACUUCCGGCUGCGUAACUGCUACCGAUUGCUAACUUUCAGCAGUAAACAAGCUCUGAGGACUACGACAAGCUACAGAGGUCCCAAAUGCCCGUUUUUAGAGAAUUUUGAAACAGAUUCCUCGCAUAUCUGGCCCAUGCUACGUCUCGGAGAACCAUAAAAAAUCGCACAAAUCCUCUUCACGCGGCGGGGUUUGCGCUUCUUAGCCGGCUAGCUUGCUAACAUUAGCAGAGAGGAGCAGCCUGGUUGGACCCGAACAAACCUGAACGCGAUGUCGCUGGUGGAUCUGGGGAAGCGGCUGCUGGAAGCAGCAAGGAAAGGAAACGACGACGAGGUCCGAAACCUGAUGGCCAACGGAGCGCCGUUCACCACCGACUGGUUGGGGACGUCGCCUCUCCACCUGGCCGCCCAGCACGGCCACUACUCCACCGCCGACGUCCUGCUGAGAGCUGGCGUCAGCAGAGACGCCCGAACCAAAGUGGACAGGACCCCACUGCAUAUGGCAGCUGCUGAGGGACACACAGUCAUCGUAGAGCUGCUGAUCAGGAGUGGUGCGGACAUCAACGCCAAAGACAUGCUGAAGAUGACGGCCCUCCAUUGGGCGGCGCAGCACGGACACCACGGCGUGUGCGACACCCUCAUCAAACACGGCGCCGACGUCCACGCGCGCAGCAAAUUCGACAAGACGCCGUUCGACAUCGCAGCCGACAUCCAGAACACGGAGCUGAUGCUGAUGCUGCAGGAGAGCAUGCAGAACCAGGUUAACAUGAACCAGGUGAGCAUGAACGUGGAGACGAGCAGCACCACCAACCAACCGCAGUUCAUAAUCCAGGGAAUUCCCGCCAUCCCUGGGGGCGUGGUGAAUCUGGCGGAGCUGCUGAACAAGGCCAGCGCAGGAGAGUCGGAGGAGGCGAUGGCAGCUAGCGCUCUGGACUCCAACAUCCAGCAUGCCGCGGUGGUGAAUGAGAGUGGUCAGCGGGUCAUCACAAUCGUAACGGACCAACAUGGCAACCUUCAGACCACGGGGGGGAUGUCCCAGCCCUUCUUUGUCACGAUGCAGCACGGACAGCAGAUGCUCGCAGUGCCGGCCAACACGGUGACGGAGGAGGUGGUAACAGAGGAGCCGCAGCCUCCACCCUCCAGGAAGAGGAAGCUGGAGGUGACCAACAAUCACAACGACACAGGAGAGACUGAGCUGCUGCAGAGACAGCUGCAGGAAGCUAACAGGAAGGCUCAGGAGUACCGGCAGCAGCUCCUCCGUAAGGAGCAGGAAGCCGAGGAGUACCGCAUGAAGCUGGAGGCCAUGGCCCAGAGUCAGGCCAACACCAGCAACGGCAACGCCGCGGCCGGCGCCAACGCUGCCAGCCCGGAGGAGGUGGUGGGAGGGGAGGACGAGGAGGAGGGCGCCGUCGGCGUAGUGGAGGAGGAGGGAGAGAUGGUGGUACUGCAGGAAGGGGGAAUCAUCAUGGAAGGGGAGGAAGGUCAGGUGACGCUGGUGGAGACGGGCGGCGAGGCGACGCAGGUCAGCUCCUAACGCAGGAGGAGACGCAUCGUAACAGGAGGCGGCUGAUUGGACUCAUUUAACUGAGACGGAGGGAAGCAGCUGACUCACUACAGGAAAUACAGAGCAUCCGAGUCAAGAUGGAUUCCUUACAGAGAGACGGACCGGCCAGGAAAGUCCAGCUCUGCUUCAUCUUAAGCCCCAGAAUGACCGGAUGCUGACAGAUCAGCUGACCGUCGCUUCGAUGCAAUCCAACAGAAAGGGAAAAGAUGCAUGAGCUGACAUGGACCUUCAUGUCGCGUUUGCUUUACGUUGUCAUCCGUCUGCGAAGUUCAGUGUGAGGAAAUGUGGGAGCGAUUCGGCAUGGAGGCGAACGUUUCUGUUCCUGAUAGAACUACAUCCCUCUUCCCUAUUCGAAAUGUGACUCAACAGAAACUUAGACCUUCAGUUUGGCCUAAUUCAAGUUUGAACAUCGGAGAAUCAGAGCCACGCUAGGAAAUAAAAAUAUAUAAAAUCACAAGAUUAAAGUCAAAACAUUAUGUGAAUAAAGCUGAAAUAAUACAACUGUCAUAAUAUAAGAUUAAACUCAUAUGACAAGAAUAAAGUCAAAAUUAUACAAAAAUAAAUGUGAAAUAAUACAGGAAUAAAGAUGAAAUAAUAUGAGAAAGUUGUACAGGAAUAGAUUUAAAAUCACCUGAGAAUAAAGUCUAAAUAAUAAAAGUAUAAAGUCAUAUUACCAUUUUAUUGUGGUAAUAUGACUUUAUUGUCAUGAUUUAGAAUUUAUCCUCAUAUUAUUUUGAUUUAGUUCUUGUAAUAAUAUGAAUUGUUCUCAUAUUAGGACUUUAUUCUCAUAUUAUUUUGACUUAAUUCAUGUAGUAUAAUUUCAUUCUUGGACCAUUAAGACUUUGAUCUUGUAAUUUUAUGACUAUCCUUUUCUUUCAACUCUAUGCUCUUGUUAUUUUGACUUUAUUCUCCUUAUCCUAUGAUUUUAUACUCGUAAUUUUAAUUUUUAUUAUAAUUUCUUAACGUGGCCCUAAUACUCUCUAAGUAUGUCUUCUUUUUGAAGGCCAAUAACUAUUCCAUCAGACCCUUUUGUUUUUGUUUUUUUUCUAAAACAUGUAUUAUGUUCUGUUUUUGUCGUUUAAUUUAGUGAAUCCCAAAGUUAGCUGACCUGGUGUGGCCAUAACUGAGCGAUUAUCGAGACACUGCAGUGAUUCCUUGUAAUGUGAUCUUCAUGUUUGGUGCAUUUGGAGGGGAUUUCAUCAUAUUCAACAUGAAAUUCAGAUCUGUCAUCACCGCAAAAACACAAAAUCUUACCAGGUAGUUUUAGUUUUGGUCUAGUUUCUUGUGUUAGUUUUGUUUUGAAACU
This is a messenger RNA of Poecilia reticulata (guppy), 3306 nucleotides long. It is a transcript of the gene gabpb2a, whose product is annotated as GA binding protein transcription factor subunit beta 2a. The record is from RefSeq and is a predicted model, not a curated record. Gene Ontology annotation, molecular function: transcription cis-regulatory region binding; protein binding. Gene Ontology annotation, biological process: positive regulation of transcription by RNA polymerase II. NCBI's taxonomy places the organism in Eukaryota, Metazoa, Chordata, Actinopteri, Cyprinodontiformes, Poeciliidae. Gene Ontology annotation, cellular component: nucleus.